AUGGUGCAGGCGGUCUUCAGCUUCGUCGACGAGGUGGAGAAGCAGAAGCCGUCCUACGUCCGCACCGUCGAGGCGGACAGGUUCGUCACCCACGGCUGCUGGGGCCAUGACAAAUUUGUCGAGGCGGCGGAGCUGGAGCGGUCGGGCCACCUCCGGGACGAUUGCUUCACGGUCAGGUGCGGCAUAAUCGUCAUCGGCGAACCCCGCACGGAGGCCGCUCCGGUCCCCGCCGCUUCCUUCGUCGUGGAGCCGCCGCCAGACUCGUCGGAGCACUUCCGCGCUCUCGUCCUAGGCGGAAAGGGUGCCGAUGUGAGGUUUCUUGUUGGGAGCGAGGUGUUUGCUGCCGCGCACCGGUGCGUGCUCGCUGCACGGUCGCCGGUCUUCGAGGCGCUGCUCUUUGGCCCCAUGAAAGAAGGCACAGCCACAGAGAGCUGCAUACGGAUUGAUGAUACGGUACCUCAGGUGUUUCAGAGCUUGCUGCAUUUCAUUUACACUGAUUCACUGCCAGAGGCCCAAGGGCCAGAUAAGGAGGCCAGCGCCACGAUGACUCGACAUUUGCUAGAAGCCGCGGACAGAUACGGCAUGGGACGGCUCAAACUGAUUUGUGAGGACAUGCUGUGCGGAUAUAUCGAGGUGAACACGGUGGCGACUUCGCUGGCAUAG
This is a messenger RNA of Panicum hallii, 663 nucleotides long. Its product is annotated as BTB/POZ and MATH domain-containing protein 2-like. Gene Ontology annotation, biological process: protein ubiquitination. Gene Ontology annotation, molecular function: protein binding. The record is from RefSeq and is a predicted model, not a curated record. NCBI's taxonomy places the organism in Eukaryota, Viridiplantae, Streptophyta, Magnoliopsida, Poales, Poaceae. The transcript has a single exon. The coding region runs from base 1 to 663 and encodes 220 amino acids.